AUGAGUGAGCAUGGCACAGGGGUGCUGGAGUGGUCCAGUGGAAGCCAGCGUAAGAAUUAUGAGAAGCACAGAUCACAGAGCCCUGGCCUGCAAAUACACAGUUACUCUUUGGAGCCAGUUGUCCAUGAAACAAUCAGAGUCAAUGUUACGAUGUUGAAAACCAAUGGAGAAUUUCACAAAGGACAGGUUGUUUUUAAUAUCACCUAUGUUAAUGGACAGGUAUAUCUAAAUGAUUUUCCCAUGAAAAGCGGGGUUGCCCACAUAACAUGUCAAACAGUAAUAUUGGAGAAUGGAAACCUGGAUAACUUACCAGAUCAGCAGCGCCUGGGAACCGUCAGCGUUCGCAUCAUGGUUCAUGAGUGGCCUUUGGCGUCCAGUUCUGAUUUGCAGCUUGUUGUCAUUCAGGAAGAAGUGACAGAAAUUGACGGAAAACAGGUUCAGCAGGAAGACGUAACAGAAAUAGAUAUUUUAGUGAAGGACCUGAGAGUACUUAGACAUUCAAACUACACUGUCCCUUUGAAAGAGAGCAUGCUGUAUUCCAUCCCAAGGAACAAUGACAUGUUAUUUACACUUCCCAACCUCUCAGGAAAAGAUAUUCAAGAUCCACUGCAAACUACCAGUCAGUACCUCAUCCAGCAAGUAGAAACUACAGUAGAUGAAGAGACACUACCUGGCAAGUUACCAGAGACUCCUCUUCGGAUAGAGCCUCCAUCUUCUUACAAGGUGAUGUGCCAGUGGGUGGAAGACUUGAGAAAAGGGUUGUGCAGAUUCUGGCUUCAAUCUUUACCUAUCUUCUUUAAUUUGAUGGAAGUUAUUGUAGUUGGAGUUGUUGGAGCAGCUCUUAUUCUCAAAGUCUUAAAGGUGAUUCUCCCUUCCUGUGAAAACAAAGGCAUCCUUCUCCUGGAUCAAGUCAGCUUUGUGCCUGUGAUUACCAUCAGCUUGCCUUCAGAUCUUCCAGACAGAAAAAGUAAUUUAGAUGAGAAAGCAUGUACUUAAUACUGUGUUUACUUUGGAGUUACUUUUUUUUAAAACAAAUUUUUAGUUGACCUGAAAUUUGGCACUUGAUCUUAAUACCUUGUUUGUUUCCCACUAAGAAAGCUAAGUCAGUGAAUUAAUUGGUAAAGGGACACUCAGGCCAAGGCCCAAAGCUGACUUCCCUGUGCCUCCCCGUAAACACACAGCCUUUUCAGAAGCUUCAAAAUAAAAACAGCUUUCCAUCCUGAGGGCUAACAUUGGUUUUAACUUCUGUGAAGUCACUUCUCCACACCACGACAGGAUGCUGGCUGCCUUCACGCCCACAGAUGCACCGGGGCAGCUAUCCUGAAUGGUGUGAUGAUGAAAUUCAGGUGUCCUGAAGGCUCCAGAUAGCAUUCUUCAGAAAAGGACGAAGGAGUAUCACAAACAGCAGCUGUGCCUGCAAACCUAAAUAAAGCUGCCCAACCUGCUUUCAGAUCUCUUAAGGUUGAGUGCCUUGCAAGGAAAAUAUCACUACCAAACAUUUCUGUUACUCAAGUAAUUUGACAUUUUAUAUAUGCAAAGCAAAAAUUAAAAAGGCAGAUUUGUAUUUCAAGCACUUUACACUUUUAUGGCCCCUUCCACUCAUAAAAAUUGUUAGCACUUGUAAACAAUGUGCUUUUUGUUAUCUGUGACAGCAGUACCGUGUGAAGUCUCAGAA
Messenger RNA from Athene cunicularia (burrowing owl), 1675 nucleotides. It is a transcript of the gene GINM1, whose product is annotated as glycoprotein integral membrane 1. The transcript has 9 exons. NCBI's taxonomy places the organism in Eukaryota, Metazoa, Chordata, Aves, Strigiformes, Strigidae. The record is from RefSeq and is a predicted model, not a curated record. Bases 1 to 996 code for a protein of 331 amino acids.